GUCUGUCGGCCACUUUGACUCAAAAAAAGGGGGCAGGCUGUGUGUACAAGUCUGUGCUCCCAUUCAUGCGCAGUGAAUCCAAGCAGACGAGCUGUGUCACAUCCUCGUCUAAACAGAAAGCUCUGCUCUCUCUCACACUGAUAGAUAGAAAGGGUUGUGACCCUGCACAGUAGUCGCCACCAUGGCAGAAGCUCACCAGGCGGUGGCCUUCCAGUUCACCGUAUCCCCCGAUGGCAUCGACCUACAUCUGUGCCACGAGGCCCUACGCCAGAUCUACCUCUCUGGCCUCCACUCCUGGAAGAAAAGGUUCAUUCGCUUCAAGAAUGGGGUAAUGACCGGUGUGUACCCGGGCAGCCCUGGUGGGUUCAUGAUAGUGGUGGUGUCCUACAUGUCCUACAACAAAUAUCAACAGCUGGAUCCCUCUCUGGGGCUGAUUGCCAAGCUUGGUCAACACGUACCCAUCAGUCGAUACAUCUCCACAGACAGCCAGAGGAUAGUCGGAGGGGUUCUGGUGGGCACGGGCCUGUGGGUCACCAUCAUCAUGAUUAUGAGGAAUGUCCUGAAGAGCCUGUUGUCGUGGCACGGCUGGAUGCAUGCUCGCCAUGGCUCCGUGUCCUGGUCCACUCGUCUGUGGAUGGUAUUAGUGAAGGUGUUCUCUGGCAGGAAGCCGAUGCUCUACAGUUUCCAGAACUCUCUCCCACGGUUACCUGUUCCCACCAUCAAGGACACCUGCGAAAGGUACCUGGAGUCAGUGCGCCCGCUGAUGGAGGAUGAGCGGUACGAACGGAUGGAGGGCUUGACUAAAGACUUUGAGAAGAACCUGGGACCCAGACUGCAGUGGUACCUCAAACUCAAGUCCUGGUGGGCCUCCAACUAUGUCAGUGACUGGUGGGAAGAGUAUAUUUACCUUCGUGGCCGUGGACCCAUCAUGGUCAACAGCAACUAUUAUGCCAUGGAUUUCCUGUACGUGUUCCCCACCUCCAUCCAGGCUGCCAGGGCAGGUAACGCCAUCCAUGCUAUCAUGCUCUACAGGAGGAAACUGGACAGAGCCCAGAUCAAACCAAUAUACUUGCUGGCGAACAAGGUUCCUCUGUGUUCGGCUCAAUGGGAGCGGAUGUUUAACACCACCCGCGUCCCUGGUUUGGAGACAGACAUCCUUCAGCACGUGAAUGAGAGCAAACACAUAGCUGUGUACCACAAGGGACGCUACUUCAAGGUGUGGAUGUUUUAUGACGGCCGGCUGCUGUUGCCACGGGAGAUAGAGCAGCAGAUGGAGAGGAUCUUGGCCGACAAGUCUGAGCCAUUGCCAGGAGAGGAGAAACUAGCCGCACUUACAGCAGGGGACAGGACCCCGUGGGCCCAGGCACGUGAAACCUUCUUCGUCCGCGGUAAGAACAAGCAAUCUCUGGACAUCAUUGAGAAGGCAGCCUUCUUCGUAACCCUUGAUGACACCGAGCAGCGCUUCGAGGCAGACAACCCGGUCAAGUCUCUGGACAAAUAUGCUAAGUCCCUCCUCCACGGAAAAUGCUACGACAGGUGGUUCGAUAAAUCCUUUAACCUGAUCGUUUUCAAGAACGGCACCAUGGGACUGAACGCAGAGCAUUCCUGGGCUGAUGCUCCAAUCAUCGGCCAUCUCUGGGAGCAUGUUCUCUCCAUGGACCCUAUUAAGUUGGGAUAUACUGAUGAGGGUCACUGCUGUGGGGAGCCCCACCCCAACCUGCCAGGUCCUCUGAGGCUGUCGUGGGACAUCCCUGCUGCGUGCCUGGAGGUCGUCGAGAGCUCUCUGACAGUAGCCAGGAAUCUGGCUGACGAUGUCGACUCUCACAUUUUCCCCUUCAGUGACUUUGGCAAAGGUCUGAUUAAGAAGUGCCGCACCAGUCCUGAUGCCUUCAUCCAGAUCGCCCUACAGCUGGCCCAUUACAGGGACAAAAAGAAGUUCUGCCUGACAUACGAAGCCUCCAUGACGCGUUUGUUCCGGGAGGGCCGGACAGAAACUGUGCGCUCUUGCACCAUGGAGACUUGUGCCUUUGUCCGUGCCAUGAUCGGAGCCGAGACAAGAGAAGAUUGUCUCAAGUUGCUCAAACUGGCAGCAGAGAAGCACCAAAACUUGUACCGCCUGGCGAUGACAGGAGAGGGCAUCGAUCGCCACCUUUUCUGUCUCUACGUGGUUUCCAAAUAUCUGGGAGAAGACUCGCCCUUCCUCAGGGAGGUCCUGUCUGAGCCGUGGAGGCUGUCCACCAGUCAGACGCCUCUGCAGCAGCUGGAGCUGUUUGAUCUGGUCAAACACCCCGAGUAUGUGUCCUCCGGAGGUGGAUUCGGACCAGUGGCUGAUGAUGGCUAUGGCGUCUCCUACAUCAUCGUUGGUGAGAACCUCAUCAACUUCCACAUCUCCAGCAAACACUCAAGCCCAGAAACCGACUCGCACCGUUUUGGCAGCAACAUCAGACAGGCCAUGCUCGACAUGCUGGAUCUCUUCCAGCUCGACAAGAAAACCAAGUGAUUGGCCCUCUUGACAUCAGAAGUUGUUCUUAACAAGAAACAUAUUGUUCCCGACGCUUGUACAGAAUAUAAUAUUUGAUUGGGGGUUAUUUUUAAGUUUAUUGAUGUUACAGAAAUAAGGAUGAUUGGGAGUUUUUGUCGAUAUGUUUGUGAGGCGUUAAUGUGUACUGUAUGUACUGUAUAGGCACGGUGAGAUUCUGGUGUUAUCGGGUACAGGUAGUGCACAGAUCAAACGUUUUUAUUCACAGGACUGUUCGCACGGGUGCCUUAGUGAGAGGGCAGAAAGGGAGGGGGAAAUUAAAGCUCUAGUCUGAUCUCAAGUCUGUAUCGCCACACUAGGAGACAUCUCAGCUAAAGGAUUGUUCAGUAGCAUCAUCCAAUAUUUGCGUUUUAAGUUGAGAGAUGAUGCGAUAUUUUUACUAGUUAUUGUCCCAGUUUUGAAAUAAAUUCUUUUAGUUUUUUAGGUUUCGUCUGGUCUUUCCAUUCGCAGCACCUGAGUCAUGUGUAACUGGCCAAAGCAACAAACGUGAUGUUAAAUAUCAUCGACAAAUUGCAUGUUGCAUGGUGUCCAUUAAUUUCAUAUUACUCAGUUUUAACAUUGAGUCUGAUUUGCUAGGCUGAACAACAGUGAUCUUCUACCUACGGAGGGCCAGAAAGAGCAAAACAGUUGAUCUAUAAUUACAAGAACUACAAAUAUAUGAUCUGCAAAGUGACCCCUGUAUCAGUGUGAUACUGGACACUUUCUAAUCAGUGGAUCAACAUUGCCUUUCUGACUCACGUGCAUAGCCAGACGGUGUGUAUUUCAGCUUCUCUGAUUUUAUGAUGUAGCGCGAAGCCGGAUCAUAUUUGUGUUUGUGUUUGUCGUUUUCAUACUCAGGUUUUUCUAAAUUCUAGGGUGCUGGCCACAGCAUUGGAAGAGCGCUCGUGUUGCUGUAUACAUGUGCAACACUAGAAUGCCAUGUGACCCUGAUGAGCCGGUGGGUAGUGUAACAUUAAGUUUGCUGUGGAAAUGAGGGAUUGGCAGGGCGGGUGUGUGUCUGACUGACAAAGUGCGUGACCGACAGUGACUUUUCUUCUGUUUCUUGUGUUAAAAAAAGAGUGGGUUAACUGUACUUAAACUCUGUGGUGCACUCCAUGACGUUCUUUAGUUCAAACUAACCGAUUCCCAACUCCAGAUCAAGAUGUAUUGUAAACUUUUAUGAGCAAGCCAGUUGUCCGUUGCAGCAUAGUGGUAUUUCAACUUUCAAUAUGAGGUCGCUUAAUAGGUUGUGAUGUCUCUCCAGUACAGUAGGAAGUCAUCGUUGUUCUCCGAGUUCUGCUUAGGAAGUGCACAUAUAGAGGGGCUGUCGCGUGCGAAUGCAUUUCUGUUAUUAUGUAUAUGUUGUCAGUUCAUCAUAUUUAUUUUUUUCCCAUCUUUUAACCUCUUUAUUCACAAAACAAACAUGCAUAUUUACCAGCUGAAUGCUGCGAACGUUGAGCGCUAAGUUAAAGCUUUGCUGAUUUUAAGAAGUGAAACAGAAAACAAUGCUUCCUUUUUCUUUUCGACACGACAGUUUUGUUGUCACAGACUUUGCCAGUAUGUUGUAGUUGUGUGACUUUUUAUCUCGGUAGACCUCAUGUUUACACUGCUGCAUGGUUUUUGAAGAUGAAGCUGUAUAUGUUUUGCCUUUUAAUUUAAAGACGGUGUAAAAAAAACAACAAAAAACAAGCAGCUGAUAUACCAAAACGAGUUUUAACAAUAAAGUGAAUGUCAGACAGCUGUAUCAA
This is a messenger RNA of Sebastes umbrosus (honeycomb rockfish), 4266 nucleotides long. It is a transcript of the gene cpt1ab, whose product is annotated as carnitine palmitoyltransferase 1Ab (liver). The transcript is spliced from 19 exons. Bases 182 to 2500 code for a protein of 772 amino acids. The record is from RefSeq and is a predicted model, not a curated record. Gene Ontology annotation, cellular component: mitochondrion. Gene Ontology annotation, biological process: carnitine metabolic process; fatty acid metabolic process. Lineage: Eukaryota; Metazoa; Chordata; Actinopteri; Perciformes; Sebastidae. Gene Ontology annotation, molecular function: carnitine O-palmitoyltransferase activity.